This is a messenger RNA of Penaeus monodon (black tiger shrimp), 4786 nucleotides long. Its product is annotated as nephrin-like. The transcript is spliced from 21 exons. Gene Ontology annotation, biological process: cell-cell adhesion. Gene Ontology annotation, molecular function: cell adhesion molecule binding. The record is from RefSeq and is a predicted model, not a curated record. Lineage: Eukaryota; Metazoa; Arthropoda; Malacostraca; Decapoda; Penaeidae. Gene Ontology annotation, cellular component: cell-cell junction. The coding region runs from base 386 to 4513 and encodes 1375 amino acids.
AUGUUAUUAUAUAAAUCCUUUCCUAAUCCUUCCACCCAUGUGACAAAAAAAAUAUAAUAUACACAUACGAUAAAAUUGCAAUAUGAAAUAAUAGAUAAUGAAAACCAUUUCCCUUCUGCGAGCUAGAUUAUAAAACAAGGCAAUAUGACAAAGAUAUAACCAAAUACUUAAAUAAACAAACAAAAUAAUGUAUUGAUAAAUAAUUAAGCAAACAGUCAUGCAAGUAAAAUGUAUAACCAAAUGAAGAAAAAAAUAAAUAGAAAGAUAAAUAUACAAGCAAAAUAUAUUACGGCAGAUAAAGUCACCUGUCAGUCUCUCCUCCGUGUCCGCAGUGGCGCCGACCAGCAUCAGCCUUGUGGGAUGGAGUGAGGGCGCCGUGGUGGAGAUGCGGCCGGGCACUUCGCUCACCCUCGAGUGCGUGGUCACCAACGCUCGCCCUCCACCGCGCCUCUGGUGGUACAAGGACGGACUCCAUCUUGACAGUGAAGACCAGCCUACCUACCACGUGGAGGAGACAGCCACGCCGAGAAGGUGGAGCGUACAAAGCCAGCUGGUGGUGACAGCUGAGGAGGACGACGACGGGAAAGUCAUCUCGUGUGAAGCUGCUCAUCCGGCGCUUAAAGAUGCCCCAGCGCCCCUUCAGGCCUCUGUCACGCUGUCUGUCAUGCACCCUCCCAGCGCGCCCGUCAUCACCGGGUACCGCAAGGAAGAGAUCCUUCGCGCCGGCGACCGCCGCACCCUCAGCUGCCGCGCGAGAGGCGGCAACCCGCAGCCUUCAGUAUCGUGGUAUCGCAGCGGGGAGCUAGUGGAUGAUACCUCAGCCCGGGACGCCACAGGGACAGUGAACACUCUCGACCUGGUCGUGACGUCAGAGGAGGACGGCGCCGCCUACGAGUGUCGCGUCUCCAACGAAGUGAUGGAAGAGCCGCUCACGGCCAACGUCACGCUCACCGUCUACUACUCGCCCUCAUCCGUGAGCCUAACGGGACCAAGCGAGAUUGCAGAAGGGAAGCACAUUACCUUCGCCUGCGAGACGAGCGAGUCGAACCCCCCCUCGUCUCUGCUCUGGACUGUACAGGGAAAGGUCCUGAACAACGUGAAAGAACGGGUCAGCAGGGUCAGUUCAGGUGGCUGGGUGACCUCAUCUGAACUGACUCAGUACGUCGUCAAAUCGCACAGAGAGACGGAGGUGUCGGUGGAGUGCAGAGCCGUGAACCCCGCCAUCGAUCGCGUUGUUAAGAAGAAACUGGUCAUUGGGAUCACACAGCCCCCAGGUCCGCCGGUGCUGGAGGGAGACUUGAGCACCGAGGUCAUAGCCGGGUCAACCCUCGACUUGAAGUGCAGCAGCAUGGGAGGUCAUCCUCCUCCGACAGUCAGAAUAUAUAAGGAAGACAAGGAGAUCUUCACAAGCAUCUUAAGGAAGGAUAACGUGACCCAGGCCAGGGGAAAGAUCGAGGUCUCGCCCGUAGAUAACGGGUCAAAGGUCACGUGUGUUGUGACGAGCUCGGCCAGCAGGGCGCCUCUGCUCACGUCCGCUACGCUCACUGUGCUCUUCGCCCCUUGGGAAGUGGCGGGCUCGGCCAUCCCAGACAUCGUAGAAGAAGGCCAAGUCGUGACGCUUUCCUGCGAAUCCUCCUCCAGUCACCCGCCGGCUAAUAUUACCUGGAAGUCCGGAGAGACAAUCCUGCAGGCGGAGAGCAUUCACUUCACCCAGGGCGCCUUCGGAGGCACGAAUACACGGUCAGAGAUCCAGGUGAGACCGACGGCAGAAGACAAUGGGCGUGCCUUCACCUGCGAGGCGGACAACGGGCUCGGUUCCAUUCUCAAGACGGACGUUUCGCUCAAUGUUUUACAUGGCCCUCGUUGGGUGGUCGAACCUGCUCCUCAGCUCGACGUUUAUGAAGGAGCAGACUUAGUCAUCAUAGCAUCUGCUGCUUCGAAUCCAGGCCCGCCGAGGUACUGGUGGUGGCGUGGGGAGGAGACAUUAUUGGGUAGUGAGAGCAAACUGCGCUUAGGAAGAAUCACGAGGCAGUUUACCGGGAACUACACCGUCACGGCAUACAGUCAAAAGGGAACGAUUAAUUCUACUUUCUUCCUCAAUGUACAGUACGGACCAGAGCAAGUGAAAGUUCCCGAAGUAGUGAGAGUUGACGAAGGUGAAAGUGUUGCUAGCAAGUGCAGCGCUCGAGGCAACCCCUCCCCCCACCUCACUUGGACAAGGGAAUCUCACUCUCAUGCCCGAAACAGCACAGCUCAGACUCUCAGUGAAGGCGUGGGCGCCGUGGUGCUGGAGCUGCAGUCGGCAACGCGGGCGGCAACGGGCGUGUAUCUAUGUCAUGCAUCUAACAUCGUGGCUUCAGCGCCGCCCGCACGCACCAGGGUUAUUGUCUCGCAGGCGGCGACAGUAGAGAGGGACGCGGCAGGGUCACGUGGCUCGUGGGCGUCUGUGGGCGAGAAUGGGCGUCUCAUGUGUCGUGUGCGGGCGGCGCCGGCUCCCGCCUUCCACUGGAGUCUUCAGGAUGGAACCAAGAUUAAGAACAGUGUCAAAUAUAUCAUUCAUAAGCCUGAGCUCGUGGACGGGCUGGUGCUGUGGGUGUCGGUGCUGGAGGUGAAGAAGGUGACGCCUCAGGACUACCUCGUGUACAGCUGCACCGCCAAGAAUCCGCUAGGCGCCGAUUCCCUGCUCCUCGCUCUCCACCCGCCCGCGCGCCCGCACACGCCGACCAACUUCACCGUAACCAAUGUAACAGACACAAGCAUCUCCCUGUCUUGGACCCCCAAUCACGGCGGUGGUACCCCCCUCGGCUAUAUGCUACGCUAUAACCCAGCCGACACUCGAGAGUACCAGUACGUGAAAGUGGGAGGCGGAGGGACGUCAGGCACAACUCUCACGGGGUUAACACCUGGGACGGAAUACACGGUCACCAUUCAGGCGAGGAACGACCACGGGUCUUCUGCGUUCGUCACUCCUCCGCUCUCGAUUGUGCCCCGCGGGCCUGUGAGAGACGCAGACGCUGUAACGGGCAGCCAGAGCUCCAGCCUCACGCCCUUGCUUCUGCUCGUGCUCUCUCUCGCCGCCCUGGCCCUCCUCGCCAUCAACUUCAUCGUCGUCACCUGCUUCAUUCGCUGGCGCAGCAGGAAUGCCACGUCGAUCGCUUCCUCCUCCACCAAGAAGAUCUCCCUAGACUCUGUCGGGGAGACGCCAGGCUCAAGCCCCGAGGCCAACCAUCGGCAAGUCCUUCUCUCGCUUACUACGUUGUCCUCCACUUCGCCUCCUGCAUAUAGGGUCGAGUGCCAGACGAGCCUGGACGGCAAGGAGAGCGCCAACCUGCAGACCCCGGUGGUGGCGAUGGUCCGCCCUUCGAACUUCGCGCUGCAGCAGGGUGACCGCAGGAACAGCAGUGUCUAUCUCACGACCGGCGAAAGGGUCCCCGCCACGCCGCAGGACGCCAGGAUUCACGCCUCGGCCAAUCCCGGGAGCAGGGAGGCUUCGAUGCGAGGGAGCCCCAUGCUGCCCAACGGGAGGAUCCCCGGCCAAGUGAGCUGCGUGGUCGGACUCGCUCCCGAGGCUGAGGUCUGUUCCGUGGGCUCGGGAUCCUACGACGCCGUGAGCAAGCACCACCGAAGGAGGUCCGACGGGCUGGACGACCAGAUUUCCUUGUGCUCGCAUCACAGCGACCACUCCUACGUGUACUCGCAGGACUACAUUCGCCAGGUGUCGCAGGCCCUUCACCUGCACAAUCAGGAGCGAGCCAGGAGAAAGGCGGUUCACCGAGCCAAGUCACAGCAGGAAAAGGAGGCGCAGAACCAGAAGGCGCAGCAGAAAACGGCGAGGGAAGCCUCUGCCUAUCCAGGCCUUAAUCCAGCGGGUCCGUAUAGCAUAAGCUUCUCCCAAGACACGCCCCUGGGAUACGCUACUCUGGGCACCCGGCGCCCCGCCUCCUCCAAGCUAGCGACGAUACAAAGGUCGAGGUCUCCCACCACGUCUCUUCGGUGCAGCACGCCCACGCCCGCCCAGAUCCCGCCCUGCUUCAGCCUGAAUCCCGACGGCGGAGGAGGCCCGGUCCUGAAGCUGGCCGUGGAGCGCGUCAUCCCCGAGGGCGAGCCGCCGGCGCAGCUCAGGAGGCGGCAGAGCGAGCCGGCGGUGCCCGAGGCGGCGGGAGAGCCGGGCGAGAGGACGGCGGCCGCGCCCUCCGAGGACCCUUCUGCAGGAGGCCAGGGGAGGAGGAGCACCAACGACAAGACCGAAGGCGGAGGGCAUCCGACCGCUCAAAAUACCCAGGAUAACUCCUCCUUCGGUCCCCUCCCGCGCGCCCCCGAGGAGAUCCUGCUGGACGCCAUCGUAGGGAGCAUCAAGGCGAAGAAGACGAGCGCUCUGGCGAGGAACAAAGCUCCUUCGCCGCCCCCUCGCGCGCCUCCUGCAGAGCCCCCUCAGACGGCGGGCGAGAUCCAGGUGCUAGAGGAGGCGGGCGGCAUCACUGUGACUGUUGAAAGUGCCCCGGACGAGGAUUAAUGGCACCGUUUUUAUUCACCUUUUUAUUACCCAAGGUCGAUGAUCUCAUUAUCAUGUUUUAUGUGAUAGGGUCUCCUUGUCCCUGAUUUACGUAAUUUGCUUGUUUUUGUUUCGUUUUAUAUAUAAUAAUUAGUGAUUGGAUUAAUGAAUAUUUUAUUCCUAUAGUCCCUUGGCCCACACGAGAACGCACACACAAAAAAUCACACACAAAAAAACUACAUAGACACAUGUACACACGAGCACAAGAAAGUAGAUAGAAAAAACAAACACACU